Messenger RNA from Peronospora belbahrii, 1629 nucleotides. NCBI's taxonomy places the organism in Eukaryota, Oomycota, Peronosporomycetes, Peronosporales, Peronosporaceae. The record is from the annotation of a GenBank genome assembly.
AUGAUCUCUGCCCUUGCCUGGGUCCCAAAAGGUGCAUCACGUCGUAUUCCAGAAAAAUUAAAGCUUACAGAUGAAGAAAUAAAGAUGCUUCAUGAGGUUGCAAUGGAAGAGGAAGGGGAGGAGGAGGAAGCAGAGGAAGAUAAGAGUGCAAUGGAAGCAGCAAUGACAGUGGAAAAUGAUGUUGCUGGACAGCAGCAGAAUCAGGACGAAAUGGACAGUACUGGACUACCGUCAUCAUUCAAGAUGGAUGAAUAUGAUGAAGAGGACGAUGAUGCAGCGAUUCGAAAUUAUAUUGGUGGUGCUAGUGCUGGUGCGAUUGAAGAUGAGGAAAACGAGGGCGAUGAGGACGAUGGCAUGACGAGUGACGAUGAUGGUAACGUGGCAAUGCAAGACGAGGAAGACGAGGACUUGGAAAUGGAUAAGGAAGACGUUGAGAUUCGACCGACAGAUAGCGUGAUCCUUGUUGCGAACACAGAGGAGGACUUUAGCAACCUUGAGGUACAGAUUUAUGACGAUGAAAACGGUUCGCUCUACGUGCACCAUGAGAUCAAUUUGCCAGCUUUUCCUCUGUGCAUGGCGUGGAUGGACUGCGCUCCGGUGCCACUGGAUCCAAGUACAGGACCGUUGGAUGGCAGUUUUGUCGCUGUGGGUACUUUCAAACCUGGAAUUGAGAUCUGGGAUCUCAAUGUGAUAGACGUGCUGGAGCCCUCGGCUACGCUAGGCGGUGAACAGGAUGAGGAUCUUCGUGAUGUUGCCAUGCCUAAGAUUUCAAAGCGGCGGAAGAACCAUAAGACAGUUCUUAAACCUGGCAGUCAUCAAGAUGCUGUCAUGGCGCUGGAUUGGAACAGUAGCCACCGAAACAUGCUGGCUAGUGGCUCUGCUGACUCGACGGUUAAGGUGUGGGAUAUCACGACACAAAAAUGUUUAUAUACGAUGGCGCACCACAGUAACAAGGUGCAGAGUGUGCGUUGGAACCCAGCGGAGACGACGGUACUCGCUAGUGCAUCGUUUGACCGAAAAAUUGUGGUGCUGGAUGGCCGUCAGCCUGACGCCUUCUCAAAGUUUGAAUUAAGUGCUGAAGUGGAGAGUAUUGCAUGGGUGCCGCACAACCCGAGUACCAUCGUGGCUUCUACAGAAGAUGGCGUCGUUGUGGGCUUUGACGUGCGAAUUAAUGGCUCGACUCCGCUGUUCCGUUUUGAUGCCCACGCUGGCGCCGUGUCGGCGAUUUCUUUCUCUGCUCAAGUGCCUGGUUUGAUGGCAACGGCAGGUGUUGACAAGACAGUUAAGAUUUGGGAUCUCAAGGACAACGCGCCUGUAUGUGUUACGUCGAAGGAGAUGAAUGUGGGUGAGCUAUUUACGCUGUCGUUCUACCAGGACUCGCCGUUCAUGCUUGGUGUUGGAGGCUCAAAGGGUGUGCUUGCUCUAUGGGACACAUCGGAGAACGAAGGUGUUGCGCGUAGAUUUGGUUCUUGCGUACAAGUCGUGGCCACAGUUGCAUCCAGCGAUAUUUCAGCAUCAUUUCGGUCACCAUACCAGCUCGGCGAAGAGCUUGCGCUUGAAGAAGAGCGUGAGAAGCAGAAGCAGAGUGACAAAAAGGCAGGCAAGGGCAAAAAAAGUAAGAAACGCUAG